AUGAGAUUGGUGUCAGCGAAAGAUAGGCGUAAAACGUUGAUCCUUGCAGCCGCCGUUAUUGUGGUCGGAAUCGCUUUCCUUAUCGCAGGGAUAAUCUUGCUCGUCAAAAAAAAUGGCUCUCAUUGUAAAGCACAGUACGAAACUAGUGCUUUACACAAGAGGCGUGUACAAAGAUGCGAUUAUUCAGAAGAAGCCAAACGAUAUGGACUUGAAGCUUUUUUGCAAAAAGUGCAAGACAAAACUUUUGACGUGCAACCGUUUUUAAUUUCACUUAAGCCUAAAGUGACUGCAUCGGAGGUCAAACUUAAGUACAAGGCGUAUAAUCCGAGGCCUUCAAAUCUUCUUCACGUAACAGAUACAGCGAAAGCUCUUAUGCGAGAGCUAAAUGGUAUGGCCAUCAACGAAGGCAAGCUUAAGUCAAGAGAAAGAAAAUCUCUGGCACAAGUUCGACAUUUUCUUAGGCACAUCUUUGGAGCGCCCUUCGAUGGAAACUACUACUUUGGAGACUAUCUUCUUGGACCGAAUGUGUUCUGUUGGCAGCCAAUUUGCUCGGUGGGGGUUUUGUUAGAGAAGACCCUUCCCUUUUUCAAACCCUCGGACGUACAAGGAUUGAAUAUUCUAAUCGAGAAGUUGUACGAAGUAAACCAAACAUUUCAAAUCUAUAUCGAUAACUUGCGCUACGGAGUGAAAGCUGGAAUGGUGCGUAGCUUGGAGGAAUGUAAGGCAGGACUCGACGCUAUGCAAACUUACUACUUCAAUAUUUCGUUUAGCGGACCAAGCGGCGUUUUCAACGAGACUUACAUGCAAGGAAUCUUAAAAUCAGAAUUUUUAUCCAAGUUGGAGAAUAACUCAGACCUGUUGAAAGAGUGGCGUGAGAAGCACGCGGGAAAGACUCCGUCAGAAUCACUCCGGGAGAGCGUCUUGGAAUACGUGGGAAGGCCAGUUUACGAAUUACUAAGAUACCUUAAGCAUGAACACAUGCAACACUGUGUGCCGAGCAGUGUGUCCAGCGGUUUGUCCUUCCUCCCACUCUCCUUCGUGUAUGUCAAUGGAACUGCAGACAUUAACCGAAAAACCACAAAAGUGCUACCGUCAGGAGAGCCUCUGAACGGAUCGCGGGCUUACGUCGAAAUUCUUUCAUACUUCACUACCACAAAUAAUACCCCGGAUGAGGUGCACGAACUUGGAUAUAAGAUGCUUCACAAACUUUACCCUGAGGCCCUUGAAGUAGCGCGUCAAUUCACCGGGCAAAACAACAACAAUACAGCAAAGGAAGAGUUCGUAAAAAUGACGAAUCACUCUGAUAUGUUUUUCAACGACCAACCCAUUCCGGCUCAUGAGUCUGGCAGCACCGCGUUCAGGCUUUGCAGUUCAGUGGAAGGCGCGAGGCAAAACUGUCCACAUCGCUGGCGAGCCAUUCAGCGAUGGUUCACAGAAACAAGAGAGGUCAUGAGUAUGUUAGAUCCAAAAACUUCCCAGAUGUUCUACUUCACGGGAAAGAAACACACAACUCCGAACUGUCCGCUGGAAAUAGUGCCGGAUUUCAAUCCUUCAGCUGGCGUAGCGAGUUACUUGAAAAGUGACAGCAAGUGCAGUAGGAACGCGAAGUACUUCAUUCCUUUCUUUCUUGAGAGGCCUGGGCCUAGGUAUAUGCAAUGGAGCGUGAACGCUCAUGAAGCGAGACCAGGGCACCACACUCAGCGACAAGGUUAUGCCGAACAUUUUCAGGACUCUUGUGGUGGUAUAAUCAGGUGGUUGUCAUCAGUGACAUCAUACACCGCGUUCGUAGAGGGCUGGGCCCUAUAUGCUGAGAACCCACUCAUUGCAUAUGAUACAGAUGUAUACGAAGGGCAUCCGCUGUACAAAUAUGGAAUGCUCAAGUCUCAGGAUGCACUGAAUAUGUUCCAGAAAUACGUAUGGGAUGAUAGCGACAUCACACUGAAAGAAGUCACUAGAUACCAGAGCGCGCCCGGUCAGGCAACCUCGUAUAUGGUUGGUCAACUACACAUCAUGAAACUGAGACAAUAUGCUAAAAAGAGACUGGGAAAGAAUUUCAAUUUGAAAGAUUUUCAUUUCCACGUGUUAUCCCAGGGGUCUGUGCCGCUCGAGUUUCUGGAGCAGAGCAUUGAAGAGUACGUAGAUUGUACGCUUAACAAACAAAAGGAUGGCUGUGAUGACAUACUCGCUCUGCAGUCUCCAGAUUUUCAAGAAAACGGUGAUGAUAGUAACAAACGAGAAACUCUGGAUACCCUAGAGAGAAAACUGUAUUUUUGAUAGUUUUUUCCUCGUUUCUUUUCAUUUGCCGGCUUUUAGAAUCGACAGGAAGAUGAUUUGGAUAUUUUUGUUUAACUUGUUCACUGUUUAAAUUUGUUUGUAUAGGAUGCUUGUUCCAUUGUGAUGGAAACGGAGUGUUUAUCAUAAUAUUUACAACCUGUUUACCGAAAUUAAUGGGAAAACUAUAACCAGGAAUAAAUCUAAAACUAAACGUCAAGA
Pocillopora damicornis (cauliflower coral) is the source of this 2493-nucleotide messenger RNA. RefSeq lists its product as uncharacterized. The record is from RefSeq and is a predicted model, not a curated record. NCBI's taxonomy places the organism in Eukaryota, Metazoa, Cnidaria, Anthozoa, Scleractinia, Pocilloporidae.